AUGGCUGUGCGGCCGCAGCGAAUACAGGAUGCUGUUGUGGAACGCCGUUUGCGCCCAAUUUACGAUUGGUUAGACAAUGGCAAUAAUAAAAAAGCAUUGCAAGAAGCGGAGAAAGUGCUUAAAAAGAGCCCAACAUUGCAGGCAGCCCGUGCAUUGAAAGCCCUCGCGUUGUUAAGGUUAGGAAAAGCUUCGGAAUCCCAUGCAGUGCUUGACGCUCUUGUAGAGGAGAAGCCAAGUGAUGAUACGACCUUACAAGCCAUGACAAUUUCGUAUCGGGAGUCCCAACAAUUACACAAAGUAUGUGAGAUCUAUGAAGCUGCAGUGAAGGUAGACCCUUCAAACGAGGAGCUUUAUUCACACCUAUUUAUGUCUUAUGUUAGAGUUGGAGAUCACAAAUCGCAGCAGCGGGCUGCCAUGGCCUUAUAUAAGUUAUUACCUAAAAAUCCUUAUUUCUUUUGGGCUGUGAUGAGUAUUGUUUUACAAGCCAAAACAGCUGAUGAUAGUACAAAAAGGGGUAUACUUCUUUCUUUGGCUCAAAAAUUGGUUGAAAACUUUAUAACUGACAAUAAAAUGGAGGCAGAGCAAGAGGCCCGGCUGUACAUCAUGAUACUAGAGCUGCAGGAGAAAUGGGAGGAUAUACUAAAAUUUAUAGAAUGCCCUCUUUAUGCUCAAUUAGUCCCUGCAUCAACAACUCAGGCCUGCAUACCAUAUUAUAAAAAAAUUGGGGAAUGGAAAAAGUUAAAUUUAUUAUGCAAAGACCUGCUGUGGGAUAAUCAAGAUCGAUGGGAUUUCUACAUGCCAUAUUUUGAUUCCGUCUUUCAGUUGAUGAAUAAACCAGAUAGUGAUAACUCAGUUGAUGAUUCACCAGAAAAGUGUCAUGAGUUUAUUUGUUCUAUAGUUGAAAAUUCAUCUGGUCGUGCAUUGAGAGGACCUUAUUUAGCUAGGUUAGAGUUAUGGAAGCGCCUUGCAAAAGAUGGUGACCCUACUUUGCUCCUAGGUAGUGGAGUGGCCUUAUGUGUUCAAUAUUUACGGGUUUUUGCUAAUAAACCGUGUGCUGUGCCUGAUUUAAAACCUUAUUUAUCAAUGUUACCUCAGAAAGAGAGGGAAGACCAUAGCAGAGAUUUUUUGACUUGCCUUGGAUUUGAUGAAAACAGUGAACCUGAUUCUAUAAAAGAUAUUCAACGCCACAUAUCGUGCCUUUUAGCUUGGAGACUAACUGCUCCUAUGGGGUCUGCAGAGGAGAACCUCAAUGUGGCUGAAAUGCUGAGACGGCACUACCUUCGAUCACUCCAACGAGGGCUGGUUACCUCAACUGCUACUGAAUUCUGUGCUACUGAUAGCUAUGGCAUAUUGGCAGCUCAUCACUUUUUCUAUGCUGCUGUGGAACAGGAAAACUCAACUCCAAUUAUUGAAGCCUUGAACCUCCUGGAGCUGGUACUGCAUCAUUCCCCAGCCAAUUUCCAUGCUAAACUGCUGCUCAUAUCUCUUUACCAUAUAUUAGGUAAUGCAACAGCAGCUGAUUCGAUAUACACCAAGCUGGAAGUGAAACACAUACAGUUGGUGUCUUUGGGAUGGCUCCACGCAGCGAGACUUGCGCCUGCGCUGGCGUCGCCACGCGCUUUACGAUUACUGGCUGAUACUACUACGUUUCAUAAGCAUCACGCUAAGGAUAGCGUCGAACAAGUAACGUACGCAUACAAAUUUGGUACGUUCGAAAAAGUAUUAGAAGUAUGGGAGUGGGGGGGACGUAUCGAGUCGUGUGCUUGGUGCGGCGCGUGCGCAAGAGAACGGCAGUUGCUGGCGCUACUUGCAGGACCGUCGCAAGCGCCGCAACAUACUGUCAAAUUGCCAUUUACGCCUACCGACAACCGCGAUCUGAAUGCAAUUGUGAGCUGGUCGUCUACAGACAACGAUCGCGCAGCGUAUAAAGAGCGCUCCUUCGAAAAGGACGUUGCGUACUUGCGGCUUAAAGACGGGUUGCUCUCCGCAAUAGUGUUAUGUAUAGAAUGCGCAGAUAAUAGGAGUGUAGAAAUGAAGAGUAGUCAAUUGGAACAGCUCCGAGCUUGUAUUGAUGCGUUUGGGUCCGCGCUUGACCGUUGCCAGCGUUUGUAUGGCGAGCGAGAGAAUCUUAAUGUGACCGCGCCUUUGCCUUCUAGAAUUAUUGCCUUCGUAACAUCACCGGUGCCAUAUCGGGAGUUAUAUACAAACACUUUACGAAUGGUUUGCGAGCUCUGCGCCGGUUCGUCAAACGCGCAAACAUUUGCCGAACCCGUUCGCACAACGCUUGUGAAAUCGCGUGAACAUUUGGCUGCGUACGCGUUACCAACGCUUUGGCAGAAUAGGGACGCUUUGGAGUUCUUCUCAAAUUAUUUAGAAUUCAUAGGCGUAAUAACAUACCUCUUGGGCGUAUGCAACGAACAUCUUGCUCCUGCGCAUGCUAAGAGAAACAAGAAAAAGGCGAGUCAAUCGCCUGAACAAAUUCAAAUUAUAGAAAUUCUUAGUAAAUUAAACGAUGACGUCCAAGAAACUAUAGCUAUUCUAGAAGAUAUCUUCGAAAAUUGGCCGAAAUUUGACUAUCAAUCCUCUUUAGAAGCCGAAUUAGAAAAAUUAACGAUUUCAAAAUAUCAAACUCCGGUUGAACAGAAAUUGAAAAAUGGACUAGAUGACGUUCUCGCGGAUGUCAAAAAUAUAUUAAAGAAUAAAGCGAAAUAUUUAAAAAGUUUGCAAUAG
Molecule: messenger RNA, 2730 nt
Organism: Pieris macdunnoughi
Lineage: Eukaryota; Metazoa; Arthropoda; Insecta; Lepidoptera; Pieridae
Source: the annotation of a GenBank genome assembly